This is a messenger RNA of Jaculus jaculus (lesser Egyptian jerboa), 2575 nucleotides long. It is a transcript of the gene Nuggc, whose product is annotated as nuclear GTPase, germinal center associated. Bases 56 to 2575 code for a protein of 839 amino acids. The record is from RefSeq and is a predicted model, not a curated record. NCBI's taxonomy places the organism in Eukaryota, Metazoa, Chordata, Mammalia, Rodentia, Dipodidae. Gene Ontology annotation, molecular function: GTPase activity. The transcript has 20 exons.
CCUCCUCUGUGCAGCGUCCUCUGUUCUGAGCCGCCAUGGGUCCUUGGAUGUUUGUAUGCCCGCCCUCCCUGUCUGGCAGUCAACAGCUGGCUCUGCAUCUCCCUUUGGAAAGCCUGGUUCUCCUGAGUGGACAAACGACACAGUUCACAUCCAGGAAAUGGCAGAAAUGGAGGCUUUGAUGGGACUGGAGCCACACUCAGUUGAUCAUGACCUACGUAAGGAACUCAUGAAGAAAAGACGGCGGUCGGAUCAAGAGCGGAGAUUCCGAGUGUUCCCCUCCAUGGAGCAAAGUGCUCUGAAGGAAUAUGAAAAACUGGAGUCUCGGACCAGAAGGGUUUUGAGCAAUACAUAUCAGAAAAUGAUUCAUUCAGUCUUCCUAGAUGACUGCAUUCCCAGCGGAGUCAAGUAUCUCAUAAACAGGCUUCUUGCCUUGAUUGAAAAGCCAUCACUGGACCCCAUCUACAUUGGAUUAUUGGGAAGCACUGGAGCUGGGAAGAGCUCCUUAAUCAAUGCCAUUAUCCAGCAAGCCAUGUUCCUACCAGUGUCUGGAGAAAACACCUGUACUUCGUGCAUCGUGCAAGUGAGCUCUGGCUGUUGUGAGUGCUUUGAGGCCAAAAUCCACCUGCUCUCUGACCAGGAAUGGAAGGAGGAACUGCGGAACCUGACCAUGCUCCUGCACAGGACCCAGGAGCUCCGCGGGGAAGAGGCGGGUGACGGGGACAGCGAUGACGCAGUGGAAGAAGCCACCUGGAGACUACAGAUGGUCUAUGGACCGGGGGCGGAGAGGAGGCGCUAUGAGGACUUACUAAGGACGAAGCCCAAAGGGAAGAUUCCCACCUCGAGAGUCAUCACUCUCAAGGCAGAAGAGGCAGAAGAGCUGUCUGUCAAGCUGGACCCUUACAUCCGGACCCCAAGCAGAGAGCAGGGUGGAGAAUCAGCUGAGACACGAAUCUGGCCCUUGAUCAAACAUGUGGAAGUGACUCUUCCCAAAUCGGCACUGAUUCCAGAAGGGGUUGUACUGGUGGACAUUCCGGGCACAGGGGACUUCAACAGCAAGCGGGACGAAGUGUGGAAAAAGACCAUUGACAAGUGCUCUGUGAUCUGGGUGGUCAGCGACAUAGAGAGCGCCGCCGGGGGACGAGCCCAUGAAGACCUUCUGAACGAGAGCCUCAGAGCCUGCCAGCGUGGCUUCUGCAGGGACAUCGCCCUGGUGGUCACUAAGACGGACAAACUGCACCUGACGGAAUAUCUGAGGGAAAGAAAGAUGGGGAAUCAAGAUGUACGAAGUCAGCACGAGGCUGUUUUUCAAAGAAAUGAAAUGGUGAAACUCCAAAGGAGGAGAAUUCUUCAAGAGAAGCUGAAGAGAAAACUGUCAGCUGACUCCAAGGUUCUGGAAGCUUCGGAUCUAGUGUACACAGUCAGCGCCCAGGAGUACUGGCAGCAGACUCUCCUCACUGAGGAGGAAACUGAAAUACCGAAGUUAAGAGAAUAUAUCAGGAAAAGGCUGCUGGAUAAGAAGAGAAGGGCAGUGACCAAAUAUGUCAUUGAAGCCUUCGGCCUGUUGCUUCUCACAGACAGUUUCAACUUGGCAGAGAGCCUGUCGAAUGAACACUUGACCAUGAGUGGUCUGCGCCAAUUUGUGGAGCGGAAGACGGAGCUGUUGGAAAAGGCCAUAGAGCAGUGCUUUGCCCACAUCGAGCGCCCCCUGCAAGAAGGGGUUCAGGUGGCCAGGACUUCCUACCGACGCAUUCUAGGGGCCUGCCUGGUGAGGAGCCGAGGGAACCAAGGGCUUCACCAGACACUGAAAGCUGUUUGUUUGAACAAUGGCGUCUAUGCCUCCAGGACACUGGCCAGGAUUGACCUGAACGAAGCCAUCUCUCAGCCCAUCUAUGACCAGAUUGACCCUGUAUUUGGAGGAAUUUUCAGGACAGGGAAGCCAACAGGCUGUGCUCUGAUGCCUCAUAUAGACGCCUUUCAGUACUCCCUGCAGGAGAAGAUGGCAGAGAUAGGAACAAGACAUGGCUGGAAACAUGACAGCUACAAGAAAAGUUUCCUGAUUCAGGAAAUCAGUGCCAUCCUGGGAGACCUGGAGGGCUACAUUCUACGAAGGAAGAGGAGGAUUUACCAGGCUGUCACCAGCUCCGUCCAGAACGACCUGAAAUCCUGUUACGAAGAGGCAGCUCAGAUCACUGGCAAGAAAGCCUGCGAGAGAAUGAAGGAUGUCAUCAGAAGAGGGGUGGAGCGGCAGGUGGCCGAGGGCAUGUUCGAAAGGGCUCAAGAGAGGAUGCAGCACCAGUUUCAACAGCUGAAGCAUGGAAUCACUGAGAAGGUGAAGGGCAGUAUCGCCACCAUGUUGACCCUUGCUUCAUCCCAGGGUGAUGGUCUCUACAAGGAGCUUGCAGACAUCAGCAGUGAGUACAAGGCCAUGGAGAGGCUCCACAGAAGCCUGGCGGAGGUGGCUGAGAACGCACAGCUGCGGAGGAGCAUGCAGGAUUUCCUCCUGGGGAGGUCCCCCAACAAAGCGGCACCCCCAGAACAGAACUUGAAUCCUUGGGGCUUAGCUCUAAGGGGUUGA